AUGGCCCCCGACGAGGUCACCGAGGCGCCUCAGGUCGAAAUUUCCGCCGCCGAUCCUCCAUCCUCGGGAAAAGGAAAGUUCGGCAUCAAGGGCUUCGGCAAGAAGGACAAGUCCGCAAACGCCCACGAGCAUGACGUGGAAAAGGACGGCAUGGGAGGCGACACUCCCCAGCCCGAGCUGCAACGGAAGCUGAAGAGCAGACACUUGCAGAUGAUUGCCAUCGGUGGAACGAUUGGAACUGGUCUCUUCAUCAGCAGUGGGACAGCUAUCGCGAAUGCCGGUCCGGCCGGUGCCUUGAUCGCCUACAUCUUCGUCGGAUCCAUCGUCUAUUCGGUCAUGACCUCGCUGGGUGAGGUCGCUACCUACAUCCCCGUCCCCGGAUCGUUCACGACGUACGCGACGCGCCUGGUGGACCCGAGCUUGGGUUUCGCAAUGGGUUGGAUUUACUGGUUUAAUUGGGCCUCGACAUACGCGGUGGAAUUAACGGCAACGGGUCUGAUCAUUCAGUAUUGGGACAAGGAUCUGUCGAUUGCUAUAUUCAUCGCGGUAUUCUGGGUCUUGAUCACGCUUCUCAAUUUCCUUCCGGUGGGGUUUUACGGCGAGCUCGAGUUUUGGUUCUCUUUGGUCAAGGUUAUCACGGUCCUGGGUUUCAUGAUCUUUGCCAUCUGCAUCGAUGCUGGCGUCGGGCAGCAAGGGUAUAUCGGGUUCAAAUAUUACCACACCCCCGGUGCCUUUGCUCCCUAUCUGAUCGAGAACAACGACGCGACGGCCAAAUUCGUGGGUUUCUGGGCCGUUUUAAUUCAGGCCGGUUUCUCCUACCAGGGUACCGAACUUGUUGGUGUCGCAGCCGGCGAGACGGAGAACCCCCAGGUUACCGUUCCCUCCGCCAUCCGCAAGACCUUCAUUCGAAUUCUCGUCUUUUUCGUGCUCACCAUCUUCUUUAUCGGUCUUUUGGUCCCCUACGAUAACCCGAACCUGAUUACCGACACUAACGACGCAUCGGCUUCCCCCAUGGUGAUUGCUGCUAAGCUGGCCGGCGUGAAGGUCCUGCCACACAUCAUCAACGCCGUACUUCUGACUGUGGUCUUGUCCGCUGCCAACUCCAACGUCUACAGCGGCAGUCGUGUGCUCCUGGGUCUUGCGCAGGAGGGCUUCGCUCCCAAGAUCUUCGGCUGGGUCACCAAGAAGGGUGUUCCUUGGGUUAGUGUCGCUUUCACCGCGCUCUUCGGUCUCCUGGCUUUCAUGAACGUCUCCAAAUCGGGUGGCACCGUCUUCAACUGGCUCGUCAACAUCUCCGGAGUUGCCGGAUUCAUCUGCUGGGUCUCGAUCAAUAUAAGUCACAUCGCAUUUAUGCGCGCGCUCAAGGCCCGCGACCUGUCUCGCGACACGCUACCCUACAAGGCCAUCUGGCAGCCGUGGCUGGCCUACUACGGAUUAUUCUUCAACACCCUCAUCAUCCUGACGCAGGGAUUCACGGCGUGGAUUCCCACCUUCAACGUCUCCGAUUUCUGGGUCGCCUAUAUCUGUCCCAUUCUUUUCGUCAUUCUCUAUCUCGGCCACAAGCUCGUCUACCGCACCUCCUUUGUGGACCCCUUGCAGGCGGAUCUGGAUACCGGCCGACUGCAGAAUUACUCGUGGGAGACCUCGACUCCUAAGACGUGGCAGGAGCGCAUCCGGGAGAGAAUCUAG
Molecule: messenger RNA, 1689 nt
Organism: Aspergillus melleus
Lineage: Eukaryota; Fungi; Ascomycota; Eurotiomycetes; Eurotiales; Aspergillaceae
Product: amino acid permease
Exons: 2
Coding region: 1-1689 (562 amino acids)
Biological process (GO): amino acid transmembrane transport
Cellular component (GO): membrane
Molecular function (GO): amino acid transmembrane transporter activity
Source: RefSeq, a predicted model, not a curated record